AUGAGUAGGCCUCCCUUCCAAUUAAACACCCCGGUUUCCCAAUCGCAUGUACAGAGCGGAAUGUUUUCUUUCGACUAUUCGGCCAUCAAUGAAGGUGAUGUGAGAGCCAAGAAUGUUGAGCUCGGAGAAGGCUUUACGUUCUUAAAGCGGGAGCCAGUCAGACCCGGUCAAUUCUUUCAAAGGCCAGACCGCACCGAAAAAUCAAUCGACGUAAUCUCAUUAUCAGAAGGGAAUAAGAAUACAGGAAGCCCAAUACUUGAAACGGAAAGCAGACCUCUUGGGGAGUUGGUUACGACUUCUGAUUCCUGUGCCAGCAACAUGUCCAAAAAACGUCGUUCAACUGGUAUAACCGAACGCCUUACCUUAACCAACGAGAAGAAGGCUGCUGCAAUGAACAAAGUAGCUCAAAACUGGAACACCUGUAUGCAGAUUGCCGCGGAAGAACAAAACAUUGCCUCCAAGGAAAUUUUCAAGCUAAAACAAUCUAUCAGGCAGCAAGACAUAGAGCUUAGCCUUGCAAAUGGAAACUAUCAGCGCAGCCAGUCUCGUGUAGACGACCUUGAGAAUCAGCUACAAGAUAUGCAAAAGAAAUAUGCAACUAUAGAGAAUGAAAAAUCACAGUUGGAAGAAAGGUCACAAACACUUGAGGAACAACUGCAAGACUCUUGUGACAGAGUCAACAAGGUCGAAGAAAAAUGCGGCGUCUACAAAGACAAGUUGAAUGAGGCGAUACAGGAGCAACAGGAUCUACACAAGUUAUCACAGCAUCGUUGUGAUGAGCUACAAACACAGCUAUCUCAGUUGCUCGAAGAAAGAGAUGUCCGUCGCUCUGAGAUUGAUAAGGCAAUGUCUGAGAGUCAGGCGAAGAAAGAGGAAUUAGGUUUUAUUGUCGCAGCAGUUAAAGAUGAAAUAUCAAGAGAGCGCGAGAAAGGCAAAAUCAUGGAGUUACAAUUCCAAGCAAACUCCGAACGGUACGCGAGUGAUCUGGAGAAUGAGAGGUCUAAGUCGGAACUACUAAGAAGUCAACUUGAGACGUGCAUCAAUACCAGCGAUGCGGUAGAUGGUGUCAUGGACCGUGCCAAUGAAGUUGUACGCAUGGUGGAACACCUUUGUGGCAAUGCUGAUCAGGACAGCAAAAACAUCAAGCACCUGGAAGCAAAAAUCGAUACAUUGAUACAGAAGGUUUCAGAUAUAUCCCCCACCAGUAUGGCUAGCAGAGUUGCCGAUGAGGUCGAUACAAGAAUGGAGACAAGAUUUGAUUUGUUCAUGAAGUUUAUGGAUUCACGAAAAGAGUUCUUUUGCUCUGAACUUGAUUGCCGAGAUCAAAAGGUUGCGGAGCUUGGCGAGACCCUCGCUAGUAUAUCACAUGAGCUCAUCACCACUCGUGAGGUUCUGCAACAAAAUAAGAUGGAUAGUGCAGCAUCAAAAGACCUUUUAAACGAGGUUGUUAACAAUUUGGACAAGCGCAUCCAGAUAUUACUUCAAGAGGGGAAGAACGAGGCUCAGGAGAAAAUCAUCCUUCUCGAUGGACAUAUUCAAAACAUAUCAACUGCUCUCCGAGACACAAUCACGAAGAUAGAAGAUGUUGCAGCUAUACAAAGAGAUUCUGGCUCUCUGCAUGAUGAGUUAACUUCAGAAAGAAGCCUUACCAAUCGAUUGAAAGAAAAGAUAGAAGUGCUUGAAAGGGAAGUUCGCGAUGGUGAAGAUCUAAAGCAAAAGUGGAAACAAGAUGUUCAAGCAAUCGAUGACGCACGUUGUCAACUACAGAAUAUUCAAGAGAAAGUUACCAAAACAGACGAAAUCGCAGCAAAAAUGGACAGUAUGCUACGCAUUAAUAGCUGUAUCCAAGCCACAUCAGACUACUUACGUACGGAACGGACAUGGGUUCGGAAGCAGUUGGAGAAUCGUGGAGUAUCGGCUACAACAACCGCAUCAUCCAACGAAGAACUGGGCAGGAAGAGUCUUGCUCGAAAGGUUGUUCUUGCAAGCCCGAUCAAUAUUAUGCCCCGCAGCGAUUGUGUUACAGUUGAACAGGAACAGAAGCAACGCAGAGAAGGAGCCAAGCCGAAGCCGAUUUUACGACAGCAGACCAAUAUUGCUAGUAUUGAAUCUAACAAAGAGCAAAUUGAACAAAAGACAGUCAUUGAGAACAUCCGAGAUAGUCUCGUCAAGGGCAGUUCCUCCCAGAGUGGCUACUUCUUCCCAACGGUUGCCGAGUUCAUGAGCAGUAGUCUAUCAGAAAGCGAUGAGAGUCGUGACGAACCGUGCAGCAAGGAAACGGAAGAAAGUCCACUUGCGAAGAAACAGCGUCUUAAUGAUUGGGAUCCUGCAAAGGACGACAAAGGGCAUCCAACAUCGGUUUCCAGGGUGCUAUUUCGGCCAUCGGGGCGAUAGUGAUGAUUGCUUAGACGUCGGUGACGAAGCCUGUAAGUCGCCCCUACAAGGUGGCCACUGAUAUGUGUACAAGUUAUGGAAUCUGCUUGCUUGAUGAAGAUUUGCUACAAGAUUCGCUAGAUUGAUCCGAGAAACGGAUUGUAAUGUCAUGAACGAUUUGCACAGGACCACCUCA
[Torrubiella] hemipterigena is the source of this 2569-nucleotide messenger RNA. The record is from the annotation of a GenBank genome assembly. Lineage: Eukaryota; Fungi; Ascomycota; Sordariomycetes; Hypocreales; Clavicipitaceae.